This is a messenger RNA of Zychaea mexicana, 1731 nucleotides long. Its product is annotated as GC-rich sequence DNA-binding factor-like protein-domain-containing protein. Gene Ontology annotation, cellular component: U2-type post-mRNA release spliceosomal complex. Lineage: Eukaryota; Fungi; Mucoromycota; Mucoromycetes; Mucorales; Lichtheimiaceae. The record is from RefSeq and is a predicted model, not a curated record. The transcript is spliced from 2 exons. Gene Ontology annotation, biological process: spliceosomal complex disassembly. Bases 1 to 1731 code for a protein of 576 amino acids. Gene Ontology annotation, molecular function: nucleic acid binding.
AUGGGCUGGCGUGCUGGUGAAGGCUUAGGCGAGGCCGGUGCUGGUAUUGUCAACCCUAUCGAAACCAAGCUACGACCUAAGCAGAUGGGUAUCGGUUUCAGAGGAUUCAGUGAACGAACCGAGGAGCAGAAACGAGAAGCGAAACGAAGAGGCGAGAUUGUGUCCAGUGAUGGAGAAGGAGAAGAAGAGAUGGAUGAAGACGAAGAAAUGGGAGAAGCACAGCCAAAGCAACCGGCUAAACGCGAAGCAUGGAAGCGAAAAGCACGAAAACCGAAACAAGUGUACAAGACGGCAGCAACGAUUUUGGCCGAAACCACCAACGAGCAACCAGCUGCUGGAAGUCAACAAAAGAUUAUCGACAUGACCGGUCCACAAGCUAAAGAGGUGACGCUGGCCGAUCUACAACAAACAGCAACCUGGAUCGAAACGACGACACGGCUUCCAGAACUGCGCCAUAAUUUGCGACUGAUUGUUGAUCUUGCCAAAGGUGAUCUCGAAAACUUGUCCCGAGACAAGCAAUCCAACGCCUUGCGCAUCCAAUCGAUGGAAGAAGAAUGCAAAGUGAUUCGAUUAAGGAUUGACGGUGAACAAGCACGAAUGGCCAAGGUGGAAGAUGUCAAGGCAAUGGCCACAGAUCUGAAAAAGGUGUCGAAGAAUGCAUUGGCGACGGGUGCAUACGAGCAAGCCAAUAUCACUGCUUUGUUUGGUCAUAUCUUUGAACAAAUGAUGGUCAAGUAUAGCAACGAAAUCGAACAGCUCGGUUUGGAUCAGCUCGUGGUGGCAGUAUGGGCACCUAUCAUGAAGUUCAAGUCGGCGCACUGGGAUGUGUUGGCAGAUCCAACGUGGGGUGUUGCAGAUGUGCAGAAGUGGCGACAGCUGCUAGUCAGUAACGAUGAUCCGGUUAGAGAUGAGACUGGACUGCUGGUGCUUCGGCCGAGAUCCAAGGAGACGCCCAGAUCAACACCGUAUGAGACAAUGAUGAAUACCAUAUGGCUGGUCCGUGUGCGUAGUGCUAUAAAUAAUCAAUGGAAUAUCCGAGACCCUGAUCCGCUGGUGCAACUCUUGGAGGCAUGGAAACCUUUGUUGCCGCGCUUUAUAUUUGAAAACAUUAUCAACCAACUGAUCUUGCCGAAGAUAUCGCGUGCUGUAUCCGAUUGGGAUCCUCGCAACGACCCGGAAAUGAUCCACACCUGGAUCCAUCCAUGGCUACCUGUACUGGAAGCUUGGCGACUUGGCGAACUGUUUACCUCGAUUCGACACAAACUGGCCGUUGUCCUGCGUGUCUGGCACCCUUCGGACGAAUCUGCAUUGCACAUCAUCAUGCCUUGGAAGGAUGUUUGGACAGCUCAACAAAUGGAAGGGUUCAUGAUUAAGUCCAUCCUGCCCAAGUUGACACGCGUUAUGCGUGACGAAUUUAUGGUCAAUCCACGGGAGCAGCAGUUGGAACCGUUGAUUUGGUGUAUGGCUUGGAAGGAUGUCUUGCCGGAGACUAUAUUGACGCAGCUAAUCGAGAACGAGUUUUUCACAAAGUGGCUGGAUGUUCUGUACAAAUGGCUUACGUUGUCAAGAGACAGAGUCAAUUACGACGAAGUGAGAGAAUGGUAUCUUUGGUGGCGCCAAGUGUUUGACUCGUACGACUUGGGUGAAAACAGGGCUGUCUCUGCUUGUUUCAGAAAGGGACUGGAUAUGAUGGCCAUGGCCGCGAAUGGACAGCCUGUGGUGAAAGGAUAA